This is a messenger RNA of Penaeus indicus, 3038 nucleotides long. It is a transcript of the gene Sqor, whose product is annotated as sulfide:quinone oxidoreductase, mitochondrial-like. Gene Ontology annotation, cellular component: mitochondrion. Gene Ontology annotation, molecular function: FAD binding; sulfide:quinone oxidoreductase activity. The transcript has 12 exons. Bases 161 to 1483 code for a protein of 440 amino acids. NCBI's taxonomy places the organism in Eukaryota, Metazoa, Arthropoda, Malacostraca, Decapoda, Penaeidae. The record is from RefSeq and is a predicted model, not a curated record.
AAAUACACACACAAAUGUGACAGUACAUUCCCCGUCCUCCUGUGGGUCUGAACGGCGAUGCUGGCUGGCGUACGUUCCUCGGGGCGGCGGAGGGCAGUCGGCUCCCACACCUCGCUGACACUGCACCAGUCUUACCCUCCUCCUGGCUGUCACAGUCGCCAUGAUGUUGUCAAGAAGUGGGGCCUUAGCAGUUCGCAGCUCUUGGCUAGUGCAGCAGACAGCUGCUCUUUCAACAUCAUCAGUUAGAAACAAGAGCUAUGAGUUAGUGGUGGUCGGGGGAGGGGCAGGAGGAUGUGCCACAGCGGCUAAGUUUUCCUCUAAGCUCGGCAAAGGCAAGGUGGCAGUGAUAGAACCAGCAGAUAUGCACUACUAUCAGCCGAUGUGGACCCUGGUUGGGGGGGGGAUGAAGACGCUGGAGAACUCGGGGAAACCCAUGAGCAAGGUUCUCCCUAAAAAAGCCGACUGGAUAAAGCAGCGUGUCGUCGCCUUCGAUCCAGCAAACAAUAAAGUGAUGACUGAUGACGGACAGGAAAUAAACUACCAAUACCUUGUGGUUGCUCUUGGAUUGCAACUGAAUUACAACAAGAUCAAAGGUCUGCCAGAGGCCUUUGAGACACCCGGUGUAGGCUCAAACUACUCGCCGCUUUAUGUAGACAAGACCUUCGAGAGCCUUAAGAACUUCAAGCAAGGCAAUGCCAUCUUCACAUUCCCAGCCACGCCUAUCAAGUGUGCAGGAGCCCCCCAAAAGAUCAUGUAUAUUGCAGACGAGUACUUGCGCAAGAAUGGCAAAAGAGAUAAGGCAAAUAUAAUUUUCAACAGCUCUUUAGGAGUAAUCUUUGGUGUGAAGAAAUACGCUGAAGUUCUUUGGGAGGUCGUGAAGGAGAGGGACCUGACAGUAAACCUUCGUCACAAUUUGGUUGAAGUCAAACCUGACUCGAGGGAAGCUGUCUUCCAGAAUCUUGACAAUCCUGAGGAAUUUAAGACAUUUGAGUAUGAAAUGCUUCAUGUAACGCCUCCAAUGAGCUCCCCGGAUGUGCUGAACCAGUGCACUCCAUUAGUGGAUGGAGCCGGGUAUCUCAACGUCAAAAAGGAGACUAUGCAGCAUGUCGAUUUCCCUAAUGUGUUUGGUAUUGGCGAUUGCACUAAUCUUCCAACGUCUAAAACUGCAGCGGCUGUUGCUGGACAAAUCGGAGUUCUUCGUAAGAACUUGAGUGCCGUCAUGGCAGGAAAAAAUCCAGAUUCUCUUUACGAUGGCUACACCUCAUGUCCUCUUGUCACAGGCUACUCAAAAUGCAUACUGGCAGAAUUUGAUUACGAUGGCAACCCUCUCGAGACUUUCCCCAUCAAUCAGGCAAAGGAACGACGCACCAUGUUUCACCUGAAGAAGGACUUUAUGCCAGAUAUGUACUGGUUAGGUCUGCUCAAUGGAUACUGGGAAGGUCCCAAGUAUUUCCGCAAAGCAAUGCAUCUUGGGUUGAAGUGAAGAAAUUGGUGUUUGCAAAGGAGAAAAGUGAGAAGGUUUACUUUGUCUAAAUUCACAUGAAUAUCAAUUUUAAUGUAUAUAUCCACACACAUUCACCCACAUACAUGCGUGCACUCACACUCACACUCACACUCACAUUUACAUUCACACUCAAUAAUAGCUGAAUACAUGAAAAAAUAAAGUCUAAACAUUCAUACUUAAAAUCUGAAAAGGUUUUCAUGUGAAAGUAAACAAGGUCCAACUUAGUCAUAUUAGUCAGUCAGCAUUUUAGUUAGUGAGAUAACAGUUUGAGGGCCAGAUUUGUGUGUGGUAAUCUGUGAUACAGAUCAUUGAUAUAAUUAUGCACGUUGCAGACUACAAGAAACACCAUCACUGUUUGGAUAUACCUUCUUCUUCUCCUUCUUCUUAUUCUUCUACUUCUUCUUCUUCCUCUUCUUCUCCUUCUUUUUCUCCUACUUCUUCUUCUUCUUCUUCCUCUUCUUCUUCUUCUUCUUCUUCUUGGAUGAAAAGCACUUGACAAUAUUGCAAAGAGGACAAUGAUAACACUGUUAAACUACUUCAUAAUUUUUCCUAUCUUUGUAAUUUUUUGGCACUAUAUUUAUUUUGUUACCAUUAAGUGUAUGCCAGGUUAAAUAAAAAAGAAAAUGUAUAUGUACUGUAUAAGCAUGUUUGUUAAUAAUGGAAAUACAGUGCAUGUUAUCUAAGAAAGGAAUCAUUUUCUCACUUCACGCUGAUGUAUUGAUAAGCUGCAAACUGUUCAUUCAGUAAGUUUAGACAAUCAUGACUAUUAUACUGAUCAUAGGAUAUCAUUGCUGUAUCUUUUCCUAAUACUAAAACGUUUUAGAACACAAUUUAAAGUCUGUCAGAAUAGCACAAAUAGAUUGGGAAAGGACAAGAAUGUUAAUAUUUUUUAAAUCAGAGAGUUUAUUGUUAAAAUAUUUUCUGUUGUAGUUUACUUGAGAGUAUAAUGCUUUUGUUCUGCAGUAAUGAAUCCUCAAAUGGAAAUAUUUGUAGGGUUUAGUGCAGCUAAUCUUCAUCAACAAUGAGGACUAUUACAUGACACAGGGUAUUUGUCUUAUCUACUAUUAUUUUAAUAGUGAAAUGUAAGGCUAAAAAUAUAUAUAUUUUUAUGCUUUAAGUCAGAUCAAAUGGUUUAACUCACUAGAUUAUAUAAAUAUUAAUAUAUGAUGGUGUGUUAUUAAAUAUUUUAAAUAUUGCUGCAAAUGAGCCCACUAGUUACUUAUAGCACAAGUUAAAUAGGUGGGUAAUAUCUACUUGUAUGGAAAAUCCCAUACCUUUAAAUUUAUAUGGUUGCAGGAAACUACAUAAAAGAUUACUUCCAUUAUCAAUUAUUCUACACACACAAAUUCAUCUAGAAGGCAUUGCAACUGCAUGGAAAUGGUACAGAACCACAGAUGAAUGAAUAACCAUGCAAUUUUGAAAAAAGUUUGUUAGGUCACACAUAUUGCUUGCCUUUUAUAGGUUUCAAAGACUGCUGCAAUCUUGUGGAUAAUCAGAAGAGAAUCCUGUGAUAAAUAAAAGUAAAAAGAGGCAG